Molecule: messenger RNA, 4020 nt
Organism: Mytilus californianus (California mussel)
Lineage: Eukaryota; Metazoa; Mollusca; Bivalvia; Mytilida; Mytilidae
Product: ADP-ribosylarginine hydrolase Tri1-like
Exons: 8
Coding region: 853-1995 (380 amino acids)
Source: RefSeq, a predicted model, not a curated record
AGUAAAAUAACAAAAAUACCGAACUCCUACGAAUAUCCAAAACGGGAAGUCCGUAAUCAAAUGGCACAAUUAAAAUAUAAAACACAUCAAACGAAUGGAUAACAAAUGUCAUAUUCCUGACUUGGUACAGGAAUUUUCUUAUGUAGAAAAUGGUGGAUUAGACCUGGUUUGAUAGCUAGCUAAACCUCUCACUUGUAUGACAGUCCAUUAUAUUGACAACGAUGUGUGAACAAAACAAACAGACAUAAUAGGUAAAAAUGUCAAAAAUAGGGGUACAGCAGUCAACAUUGUUUUAUAAUUUUAAUCACUUUAAAAACAAACAAUUAUGUAACAAAAAAAAACGCAAAAAGGCAUAUACAUAUUUGUUUUUCGUUCAUUUUUUGUACAUUAAUUAGGCCGUUAGUUUUCUCGUUGAAUUGUUUUACAUUUGUUAUUUCGGGGCCAUUUAUAGCUGACUAUGCGGUAUGGGCUUUGGUCACUGUUAAAGGCCGUACGGUGACCUAUAGCUGUUAAUUUCUGUGUCAUUUGGUCUCUUGUGAAGAGCUGUCUCAUUGGCAAUCAUACCACAUCUUCUUUUUUUAUAUAUAGACAAAACACAUUAGCAAAAAUGAAAGACAAUAAAUGAUCAUGAGUUCUAUAAAAAAAAAGAACAAGAAUGUUUCAUGUAAUAAAACUUGAAUAAUUGAGGGUUUUUUUUCAAUAAAGAAAAAUGAAAUCGAUCGAACAAAUUUAAAAAGAAUAAGAAAAAGAGCAAUCACGAAGAAUCCCCAUUUCUGAUUUCGAAUAUGAAUAGAAUAUAAAUAUAUUAACGUGUUAGAUUCUAUUUAUAGAUAUUGUUUAUUUCCUAUAUUAAUGAAAGGAUUUAAACACGACAUUAUUCAUCAAAAUUCAUCGUAUGAUCUGACAAUGGCGGACAGCGGAGAUGGCAAAACGGCUUCUGCUUACCAACCAUCAUUAGAAACGAUGGACAGGAUGCUAGCAACUAUAUAUGGACAAUGUAUUGGGGAUGCAAUCGGACUUCUCACUGAAUUCUUAUCAAAGGAUGAGGCAAAGAUGCAUUAUGAGAAAGUAGCCAAAAAAUUGGAAUAUCGCCAUAAACAGAUCCUUUGUGAUUUUCACAGAUCAAGAUGGCAAGAAGGCGACUGGACAGAUGACAGUGACCAAAUGAUACUAAUCAUGAGGUCUUUAGUCGACUGUGGUGGUAAGGUAGAUCCUGUUGACUUUGCUAAAAAAUUGAAAACCUGGAUACAGAGUGGUUUUAGUGAGUUGGGUGAUUUAGUUGGAUUGGGUUUAGGUCUUACAACAAUGAACGUAACGUCACGUCCAGAAUUCCUGAAAGACCCACAUGAGGUAGCUCGGUUUGUUUGGGAUAAACGUGACAGAAAUAUUGCUCCUAAUGGUGCUGUAAUGAGGACCUCCAUUGUUGGUAUUCACAUGUACUGGACUUUAGAUGAUGUAACAAAAAAUGCAAGGGACUUUGCAAAAACAACACACCACGAUCCAAGAUGCCAGGCUUCUACAGUAGCUGUGUCUGUUGCCAUAGCGACAAUGUUACAAGGAAAGCACAAGGACGAAAAAGGCAAAUUCAAAGUCAAAGACAUAAUACAAGAUGCUUACACAUAUGCAUCAACGUGUUUAGAAACGGAUACAGAAAAGAAAGACCUUAUGUUUUAUUUGACAUGUGAUGAUAUUAAUGAUUUGAAAUUAGAUGAAGCUAACAAAAUUGGCUACACAUACAAAUCUAUGGGAACAGGAUUCUGGGCAUUGAAGCAAGAUGAUUUCCGGAAGACAAUCACUACAAUUAUGAUGCAGGGAGGAGAUGCCGAUUCGAAUGCGUGUGUUGGAGGUGCUUUACUUGGAUGCAAACUUGGUAUGUCUGCUUUACCAGAAUCAUGGUUGACGAAACUUUUACACAAGGACUGGUUGGAUAAUGAAAUUAAAAAAUAUUUUGAAAUGAUGAAAUGGGAAAGGAGUAAUAAAUCAGAAGUAAAAUGAAAAAACUCAACAUGACCGAAGAAAACAAAUGUGUAGAUGUGGAAAAGGACAGUGAGAAACGCUUACUAACCAUUUACAAGUUGGAAAAUGUCAGAUAAUCGCGAUAUUAUUUCACUAUUUGCUUUGCCUAACACAGUUGUUUCCCUAUUACUUCUGCACUGUCUCGCCAUCUAAUGACUAUACUGACUGUUGAUUUAAUACCUUAUGAACACGAGUGAAAUAUAAAAAAUUAGCAUGGAAAGACAGUUUGGGAUAUCUGACAAUAAACGUGAGGUUGUCGUUCUUUUUAUAUAUAGAGUCGGCUUUACUUUGUAGUUCGAGAUGAUUUAAAAUGAAAAGAAUUACAGCAAGUUAAUCUGAGAGGAAAAAUGAGAUUUACCAACAUUUUUCUGGCAUUAACCUUUAGUAUAGAAAUGGUAGAUGUCUUAACUACUGAUUUUUUUUCAGAUUAAGGAGAACUUAUUUUUAAAUAAUUUAACUCAAGUAUACUAAUUGGACCAUGAUUCAUUGUUGCCACCCUUCAUCUUGAUUUAAAACUCAAUAUUCAAUGACAUGUAUAAAUUGUCUGGUCCUUCGAAGGUGAGUUUGAGAGAGACACGUCUGUAUGUCUGUCUGUAUGUUUGCAUCACUCCUCUUACAGUUUUAAAUUAUCAGGAUUUUCCUUUACUGAGUUUUUUUUUUCAAAGUUUAAGCUUUUUCAAUUUUUAUCAAAAUUCUGUGAAUAAUGGUACAUGUUUUUCAUGUCCUUUGCUUCUUUUUUUUUCAUAGUUCUCUUUUUAUCAUGAAGAUUUUAAAAAUUAGCACAAUGGUGUUUUAAGCGUGAAACAAACUUUAUUGAUUCUUAAAAAGAUUACAAAUUAUUUACAUUUAAUUUAGUCAAUUCUUGAAAAAAAUAAGCGUAUCUAGCACAGCAAUGUCCUCUUUCAGAUUUGAAGGAAAGUAAAUUCGUUUUCUUGAUGUUUGUUUGUGCUACAAAUGCGUUUUAUGGAAUUGUCAGCACCAAGAGCAUUAGAAUAUUUUUACUUAAUCAAAGAUUGCCGAGCGCAGUCAUUUCUAUUCUAUAUCAAUAUGAUAAACUCUGAAGCAGUCGUGACAAAAUGCUACAGUUCUCGAAGAGAAAGGGAAGUAUGACCCGAAAGGAGUUUGUCAAUAUGGGUGAUAUAUGAUUUGAAAUUUUUUUUUUGUACCAUUAUUAACUGUAUUGCAAGGAAAAUACAUGUGUCAAACGGAAAUAAAUACAAGAGGUCAAUGACUUGGUGCUAAUAACACAUUUUAAAGGUUAUAAACGUUUUGUAUGAGAAUAAAGUAUGUUUGAUUCAGCUUUUUUUAAUUGUAUAACAUGGAAUAUCUGUAUUGGUAUAGAUAUAUUUGUGCAAUAUCUGAAAACAUAUAAUGGUGUGGAAUUUGAAUAACCAUAUAUGUGCAAUAUUUUAUAUACAUGCUAUAAUUGUUAAAAACUUUUCAUUAAACGUCUUCUAACUUUCUUCCCAUCUAUUAUAAGUGUAUAAAUAUUUACUCUUUUAUAGUCAAUUCGAGUUCUGUAAAUGUUAAAAGUGAUCUAUUUAAUAGUCAUAUUGUGGUAUUUAUCUGAAUUUUUAUAUAAUAUUUUUCUUAUUGUUUUAUGAACUUGAACAAUUUUUGUCAGAAGUGGGGUUUUUUUUAUUCAAAAGCAGCCCAUUAGGUCUCUAUAGGAAAUGUGUAUUUGAACAUCCAACCUAUACAGAGAAAGAUACAUUCAUUAUUAUUUAAGUUGCAUAAUAUUUAUUUUAUUGGCGCUUCUUUUAUCGAAAGUUAAGCUCAAAUGUUAAAAAGUUUUAAUAUAUCAAACAUAUGGUAUACACUGCAUUGUUAUAGAGGUCUAAUAAAUAUAAACUUAUAGUGACUCUCUGUUUCCGUACCUGCAUAAUAACAAUGUUAGUGAUAUAUAUGAUGUUUAUUCAAUGUUAAAUGUUAAACUUAAAUUUUUUUAUUAUGUUUGAUACUGUAUUGUUAUAAAGUAUUCAUUAAAAUAAAGAUAUAGUCAUA